AUGGGCCCCUGUACCGCCUCCUCAUGCUGCUGCCAGGCCUGUAAUCUGCCAUGGGCCCCUGUACCGCCUCCUCAUGCUGCUGCCAGGCCUGUAAUCUGCCAUGGGCCCCUGUACCGCCUCCUCAUGCUGCUGCCAGGUCCAGAGUGUGUCAUGGGUCCCUGUACGGCCUCCCAUUGCUGCUGUCUCCAUCGCCACACUCUGCCAUGUGCCACUUUCAGGUCUCCUCACACUGCUGGUGGGUUCCAUUUUGUCAUAGGGUGCUGUACGGCCUCCCAUUGCUGCUGUCUCCAUCGCCACACUCUGCCAUGUGCCACUUUCAGGUCUCCUCACACUGCUGGUGUGUGUUCCAUUUUGUCAUAGGGUGCUGGCAGAUUAUGGGCCUCCCAUUGCUGCUGCCAGGCCCGUAUUCUGCCAUGGGCCCCUGUACCGCCUCCUAAUGC
Molecule: messenger RNA, 440 nt
Organism: Staurois parvus
Lineage: Eukaryota; Metazoa; Chordata; Amphibia; Anura; Ranidae
Source: the annotation of a GenBank genome assembly